AUGGCUACUCAUACCGACGAUGAAAAUGAACUAAAUGUUUGCGAUGAUAGCAGUCAGGAUACAGUUAGCGACGAUGAACAUACAUAUAAAAAUCAUUUAAAUGAGGAGAAACCAUCGGAUAAUGAAUACGAUCGACACAACAAAGAAAAUCGCCUUGGUCUACUUUCUAUUGAUUAUCAAUUUUUUCCCCAUAUUCAACCAAAAACAUUUCUAAAUAAUUUAAUACCGCCAAAUAUACAAUUGAAUUCUACUGAUCACUCAUCAUCACCCUCAUCUGUCUCAUCCUCAACAGCAACAACAUCAUUGAAUCGUCAAAAACGCCGAAAAUAUCCUUCGUCAUCAACAACAACAACAACAAAUAGUGUUCUAAAUCAAGAUGAUUUACAAGAUUUACGCUUAAAAAUUAAUAGCCGUGAACGAAAACGUAUGCAUGAUUUGAAUACCGCUUUGGAUAGUCUAAGAGAAGUUAUACCCUAUGCAAGAAAUCCAUCUGUACGAAAAUUAUCUAAAAUGGCCACAUUAUUAUUAGCAAGAAAUUAUAUUGUCACGUUAACAAAUUCAUUAGAAGAUAUGAGGCAACAUUUGAAUAACAUUUAUCGACAGCAGCAUGUACCACCGCCACAACCACCGCCACCACCAUCGCCACAAAUAUCUUGUCCAAAAGCAGCACAGAAUUUACCUUGUUUUUGUUCGACUUGUUUAACAAAUGAUAAUAAAUCAUCAAAGAAGAAAGAAAAAUCGAUUAAAAAGUCUGAUGAUAUAAUAUGGACAGCAACACAACAAUCAACAUCAUUUUCACCUACUCCAGCAUAUCAUCAUCUUUUUUCAUCAAUAGCACCAUUUACCGGAUUAAAUUUAUGUAAACCAUUAGAAACGUCCUCAACACGUACAAGAAUAAAACCAAUAGGAAAAUAG
Molecule: messenger RNA, 915 nt
Organism: Didymodactylos carnosus
Lineage: Eukaryota; Metazoa; Rotifera; Eurotatoria; Philodinida; Philodinidae
Source: the annotation of a GenBank genome assembly